CUGACGAAGCUCCACAAUAACCUAUGUGUAGAGGGAAUUUGUGUUCCAUCAUAACCAAUGACGUGGAUAUAGGUUAAGUUUUUCUACGCUCAUAUGUAUGCAGCGCAUGCAAACAAAUAAAAUCAGUUGUAUCAGGCACGUUUUUCACGAAAAACAAUUUGUAAAUAAUGUUCGAAAUCACGGACACACAGAAAAUCGGGGUCGGAUUGGCAGGAUUUGGUAUUUCUUUCCUAUUCCUUGGUGUACUAUUACUCUUCGAUAAGGGUUUACUUGCUAUUGGAAAUCUAUUGUUUAUAUCGGGACUCGCGUGUGUAAUCGGGCCAUGGAGAACUUUAAAUUUUUUCUUUCAAAGACAUAAAAUAAAAGCCAGUGCCUCAUUCCUAGGAGGCGUUUUUGUAGUACUUAUGGGCUGGCCUCUUGUGGGAAUGAUUUUAGAAACUUAUGGUUUCGUAUUGCUAUUUAGUGGCUUUCUACCAGUAGCAAUAAAUUUCCUACGAAGGGUACCUCUAUUGGGAACUGUAUUGAAUAUGCCUGGUAUCAGUCGAAUUUUGGACAUAAUAGCAGGUGAUUCCAAUAGGACAACUGUAUGAUAAUUAUAUAAUUUAUGUUAACUUUAAAGAUAUCAAUACAUUUUUGUUUAAAACUUGUAUAUAAAACAAUCAUAUAUAUCAUGUUCCAUAUUCUUUUUCUGUCACUCCUGUUUUAGGAUGUCAGUUGUCAGAUAGAAAUUUUUGUACAAAAACAAAAGUAUAUACAUAUAUAUAAAAUUUACCUCCUAUAAAUGUAAGACAAUAUCAGUAAGCAUAUAGUAUAAUUGAUUUGUAUAUUUCUAGUUUACAUAAAUAUAACUUGUAUAUGCUGUCCGAUUACGUUAAGAGUGUGCUUAAUUACAUAUAUGUAAAGCAUUCCAUAAAGUUUUAUACAAAAGAAAGUGACGAUCUAAUUUUUUUUAUCUAAUUACUCAAUAAAUCAGUAAAUAAUUGCCAAAAGCACAUACUCUUUCCUUGAUCAGAUGAUAAAUGUUUUGAGACAAAAUAAUACAUAAACGUGUUUAAUGUAUCAUAUAUCAAUAAGAUGUUUUAUAUAUCAAAAUUGAGAAAAAUUAUAUUCAAUAUAUAUAAAAUCCUUUUUCAAAUUUUCAAAAUGGAAAAGAAAUUGACAAAAAUAUUAAGAACAUGUUGGAUCAUUUAAGCUAACUGAAAUUAAUAACUGAUAAAAACAAGAUAUUUAACAUAAAUAAUAACUUAAAAAAUUUUUUAUUUUUACUAAAAUAAUUAAAUUAGCUAAAUAAUUCGAUUUAGAUAUAUUGUAUGAAAAGAAAGAGAAGACUUUAAAUGCAGUUUUCAAAUAAAUUUUUGUUAUUGACAGGGUAAAAUAAAAAUUUCCGAAUGUAU
This is a messenger RNA of Formica exsecta, 1394 nucleotides long. RefSeq names its product vesicle transport protein GOT1B. The record is from RefSeq and is a predicted model, not a curated record. Bases 168 to 590 code for a protein of 140 amino acids. Gene Ontology annotation, biological process: retrograde transport, endosome to Golgi; endoplasmic reticulum to Golgi vesicle-mediated transport. Gene Ontology annotation, cellular component: membrane; endoplasmic reticulum. NCBI's taxonomy places the organism in Eukaryota, Metazoa, Arthropoda, Insecta, Hymenoptera, Formicidae. The transcript has 4 exons.